UCAAUUCAAAGUUCGUUAUUGACUACAGUUCGACCACAGAAGAAGUUGGUCUCUGUUAUUAAGAUUCGUAACGACGUGAGUUUCAGUACUGAAUUCGUGAGGCGUAGUCAAGCGUCUUACUUCUGGUUGUCACAAUGAAGAUUUUCGUUGCAUUUUUAUUCGUUCACCUGAUUGCUGGAAUCUUAUGUUCCGAGGCUGAUAAAGCGAAAAAUACACGAAAUCCAGAGAUGCUUUUGGAAACGUACAUCGACAUGCUGAGAGCUCUUCGUUUAAACCAUUUGAAUAAUUAUGAUGAGGCCGUCAAGCAAGCCGUAAUCGACAAGUGCAAGAAGAAUGGUGGACCAAAGGCAUUCGACGAUGCCAAGGAAAGCCUGCUGAGCCUGCAAAAUUCGAUAGAUUCCUUGGUCAACGACACUAUAAAUCAGGCUCUGCUUGUCGGCUUAGAAUCAUGGAACGCGCAGGAACAGAUACCGAGACUUUGUGACACGUUUAUGACUGUGUUGAACUCGACGAAGCUAGCUCUAAAUUCAGUCAGUCCUUGUCUGGACGAAGCGGAACGCGCGACUGCCAACAUCAUGUACAACAUGAGAUUUGCAGCUGCGGAUUCCGUCUGCGGGAACAACGGAAGUAACCUCAUUUCAUUUUACACGGCUCGUGGAUUUGAGUGUAUCAUUAGCCAUUAUCCCAGAAACUGUUCGGUACAAAUGCCACCCCGCAAUAAUUCCACCGUCCUCACCGACGGCGUCCGGAUUGCUGGUGCUCCAUGGUCUUAUGAAACAUCCUAUCCAAGCCUGAACGAAUGCAAAAGUAUUCGGACGGCCAAAAUCUGCGCGGUCGAAAAAUUGAGUGGAUGCGAACAACCGGAACCUGCCAGUGUGGCGAAUUCUGGAUAUGCUGCUGUCGAAAAAGCAGCAGGCUGUGAAAACAUACUCAAUGCCGAAGCAUCCUCUGCGGCCUGAGGAUAAGAUGAUUGCAAAGGCUGUAGGAGGAAGGUGGGAUCUUCCCCAUUUCGCAAGAUUUUCAAUGUAGAUUUAGUGCAGUAUGCAGAACACGUGAAGUGAUAUUUUCAUCGAUGGGCUUGGAAUCUUGUGGAAUACUUUAUUAAACCGUCUAUGUGUAUGUAAAGGUAUAUAUAUAUAAAUAUAUAUAUAUACGAUAGGACCUCAACGGAUAAUGUAUGAUAAACAUCAAUUAUUUUCUGACGAUCGA
Molecule: messenger RNA, 1209 nt
Organism: Neodiprion fabricii
Lineage: Eukaryota; Metazoa; Arthropoda; Insecta; Hymenoptera; Diprionidae
Exons: 4
Coding region: 135-959 (274 amino acids)
Source: RefSeq, a predicted model, not a curated record